Messenger RNA from Ooceraea biroi (clonal raider ant), 3166 nucleotides. RefSeq lists its product as uncharacterized. The record is from RefSeq and is a predicted model, not a curated record. Gene Ontology annotation, cellular component: endocytic vesicle; apical plasma membrane. NCBI's taxonomy places the organism in Eukaryota, Metazoa, Arthropoda, Insecta, Hymenoptera, Formicidae. Gene Ontology annotation, biological process: intracellular protein localization; receptor-mediated endocytosis.
AUUACUAUUUAUAAAUUUUUAAAGUUGAUUAUAAUUGUAUUUAUUAUAAUUAAUAAAUAUGUAUACCAUGUAAAAAACUUAUAAAAGUGGUUUAAGUAAAAAAGUUUAAGAGCUUGUAUGUAACAUUUAUUUUUAAUACAUACGUUGUUGCUCAUUUUAUCAUAUCAUUAAUUCAGAUAAUUCAGUAUAAUUAUUAAACACUUUUUACGACAUACAUAGAAUAGUUCUGCGUAUGCCAGCACAUACGUGUAACGUUAAAAGUUACCUACAUAUACGGUUUCUGUCUCACUUUUUCAAUGUUCCUACCACUUAUUGAGAAGAUAUGUGAACAGCAAUAUAGUAGUAUCACAUAUAUGGCGCUAAUCGAUGCGCGUGCUCAAUAGCGGAUUUCUACUUUACGCAGCGCUCCGAUACUUGGGCGCGCUACAUAGUUGCACGAUAAAGGCUUUUAUUUCAACGAAUCACGAGACUCAUGGCGACGUGAUCGCGAUAAAUAACGCACAAGUCCACGCCAGACCACCAUGAAUCAGGCACGCCCCCAUUCGGCUUCGAUUAUCCGACGUAGCUUUCAGUCGUCGGACUUCGCAAUCGCGUUAACUCUUCUUUUUCUCUCGCGUUAUUUUCCAAGUUUGAAUAUCACAAAUUUUCGAAAAUAUGUAAACCAGAUUUACAUCCACGUUUCGCGUCUCUUCGCUUUCAAGCAAGUGACAAUUGAUCAUUAUAAAACAAACGUGUUCUCCAUUUGAUCGACCAUUUGCGAGACGGCGAAGCCAUGCUCGGUCUUUCGGUGUUGCGUCGCAAAAUCGUGUUAUACGUUAUCCUGUCAUCCGGAUGUUCCGCCGCUUUUGAGAAACACUGGCUUCCGGAUCUGGAAUGGCAAACCGCGAGCAACUGGGCGGACGGCCGCGUUCCGGAAAUCGAUAAUCGCGUCAUUUUUCCUCAGCAGACUCGACACGCGGUGGGUAUCGCCGCAGCCAACGAUCUCAUGCUAUCAGGAAUAGAUUUGCCCCGGCAAGGAUCGUUGGUCCUACCCCGAAACGGUAAAUUGCAGUUGAGCAAUUCGAGGGCGAGCGCAAAGGUCAAGAGGUGGUCGAAAGAGGGCAACUUCUUCUGGGCCGAUCCGGCAAAUUGGAAUGGCAGUUCAGUUGCGGCGCCGCAUCUCGAACGUGUUCCGUGCCGCCGGAACGACGUGGUCCUGCCGAGCGCGAGCCGCACUUUGAGCGUCCUCCUGCCCGUGAGGCAGAUAGAGGUCAGAUCGAUUCGGCUGUCGAAUGAGGAGGAGCCGUUUCCCAAGUGGGAAUGGGAGAGUUUCCGGGAUCGCAGGGAGUUCUCCAGAGGCAGAUUCACCGUCAAGUACACCGAGUACAGUUGCACAAACUGUUUCUGCCAGGCGGAUUCCCAGAGCGACUACCUCGAGGAAAUUUGCGCCAUUCAGAGGCCACGAUGCGGAUUCACCGGCUGCCAGUAUCCUCUUACGGUCGAAGGUCACUGCUGCCCGUACUGCGGGGGACGCGUUUUCAUAUCGAAGAAAGCGAUCUCCUUAGUGAUAGUGCAGGCCGCGGCGGACGAAGCCUUGGAAUCGUAUGCGAAGAAGCUCGCCUGGUACGUCAGACGCACUUGGAACGGAGGUGUAGAGGUCCUCGUGAAAGAAAAAGGAGACUACUCCGGGAUAACGAUAGACGAAGCGGUGGAGAACUUGAAGGAGACGUUGCAGAGGACAGGAAUUGACGUGACGAGCACGGAAACCGCGGGUGCAGCUAUGAAGGAUUCUCGAUUGGCCGUUACACUCGGACCGCUCUUCGGGACGCCCCUCGUUAUAAUCGCCCUUCUCUUGCUGGCCUUCCUAUACUUCGGUUAUUCUUUGGGGCAAGUCCUCUCGGGAUGUAUGGAAGCUGUUUCAUCCGUGCGAGAUGGAAUUCGAACGGACAAGAAGUAUGGUUUCGCUCGUUUCGAGAACGUUCCCGAAGGCAACGUUCAGAUUGCUGACGUUCCGGGAAUCAGCAGACGGGAGGCCGAUAAUGAUGUUGAGGAAAUAACGCAGACCACGGGUGGCAGGUUCGAAAAUCCCCUGUACAGGUCCAAGAGGGAUAAGGCGGAGGAACAUAAGAUUCUUGACAUCGAUGCGCCCCUCAGUCUCGCCACUCUUAAGGGCAAGAUAGAUGACCAACUGGAAUCAGAGGAAAUGGACACCGAAGAAUAAAUGUGCAGUUGUAACAUGUCAUGUUAUAUUAAUCAAUUUUUAUCCUAAUUGUAAAAAUAAUCAAUUUGCAAUUGUAACACAUUAUAUAAAUUUUUGAAACUUUCUGAUUACUGCAUAAGAUUUAUCAUUUCUCUAUAAUAAUUUCAUUUCAAGUAAAGAAUUUUUCUUUAAAUACGAAAUAUAAAUUAAAGUCGAUAAUAACUUCUUAUAAUUGAUCAAAAUGACUGCUUGCAAUUAUUAAAUCCUGUAAAAUGAUAAAUCCUUUAUAUAUAAUAAAAUAUUAUUAUACCGAGAAGAAAGAAAUAUUUCUUCGAGAGGAAAGAUAACACACGUAGAGUUUCGCUUGCACAAUAUAUACGAUACAUACAAGCAGAUCACAUAAAGUGCACAAUGUUAGUUCACAAGUAUUUAUUUCUUAUUGUCGGACAACAUCCAUUCGAAACUAUAGCAUUGCGUGUUACAUCAACUACGUGGCGUUGUACAUGUUAUGCGCACACGUAAAUUCGACAUCGCAUAGCUAAUAGAAUAUAUAUUUGUGUAUAUAUAUAUAUAUAUAUAUCUUUGUUAAUAUAUAUAUGGACUCUCUGGAUAAAUAUAGACGCCAAGUACACGAUAUUCAGACGCAUAUAACUCUCGCAUGGGAAGUAAAUGAAUAGAUCGUGAUAAUGAGAAUCGUGAUAGCGAUAAAUGUAUCGUAACAGAUAACGACGCGAUUUCUUUCAUCGUUGAACAUUGGAUUCGUUCAUAAAAUAUAUAUGUAUAUAUAAUUUGUAUAUAUAUAUAUAUAUAUAUAUAUAAUAUUAAUAUAUAUCAUAUUUAUAAAGCUUUAUUCAUAGAAUAUAUUAAACUCUGUUUUCGGUAAAAAUUGUUUCUCUGUUGCUUUGUACAGGUAAUAUAAUUUUCUGUAUCGUAUAUAUGCACACGUGCCGCACGCGUGCACGUGACGACUAAAAUCGAAAUAUUUGU